AUGUCGUCGACGAGCAGCUUGCCCGCUGUGUGGGAUGGUUACCAAUUGCGCAUCUCGCCUCAGGCUUACGUUUUUGAACCAACUAGCAAGGCCAGAGCCGAGGUGCUUGUGAUCGACCGAAACGAUAGCACCCUCCGUUUGGCAGAGCAUGGAUCUGCACCCGGUGGCGAUAAGACCAUGUCGGUGCAAGCUAUUGUAGGCAUCAUCAAGCUUCAUAGCUCCGAGUUUCUUGUCGUGGUCAUCAGCAAGAAAAAGGUCGCCGAGAUUGCUGGUGCCGACAUCUAUAUGGCUACCGAGUUCCGUACGUUUCCGCUCGACAAGGAGGCGAAUCCUUCAUUGCUCAAACAUCCCGUCGAAAAGACACUCCUCGGCCUACUCAAGGCGCACCUCUACAGCGCUCCAUUCUAUUUUAGCUACGGCUACGAUCUCACCAGCAGCAUGCAACGCCAAGCUGGCCUUUCCAAUCCUUCGGCUCCGCUCUGGCAGCGUGCCGACGAUCGCUUCUUCUGGAACCGAUUCCUGAUGCAAAAGUUUGUUCACACCACUCAGUCUGGCAGCCAUGAUCUUUCGCGCUUCAUCUUGCCAUGCAUUUUUGGCUUCCUUGAGGUCAAGGAGGUCAAGAUCAACAACCACGCUUUCGUUCUCGGCCUCAUUGCUCGUCGCUCGCGCCACCGCGUAGGCACACGCUACUUUUCUCGAGGCAUCGACGUGGAUGGCAACGUGUCCAACUUCAACGAGACCGAACAGUUUGUCAUCACUAACCCCAAGAAUGGACCCACGAUGACCAAGGCCAAUGGCAGCAUCCGACAAAGCUACAUCCAGACGCGAGGCAGUGUCCCCGUGUUCUGGGCCGAAGUCAACAAUCUGCGCUACAAGCCCGAUCUGCAGAUCAUGGAGAAACCCGAGACUGCCGAGGCGACUCGUCGUCAUUUCGACGACCAAGUGGCACGAUACGGAGACAACUAUCUCGUCAACCUCGUUAACCAAAAGGGUUAUGAGAAGCCGGUCAAGGAGGCGUACGAGCGUGCCGUGGAAAAGCUGCACAACCCAAAGGUACACUACACGUACUACGACUUCCACCACGAGUGCAAGGGCAUGAAGUUCGAACGUGUCAUGGACCUCAUCGAGAGGUUGCAGACCAAGGGCCUCAAGAGCAACGACUACUUUGCGGUUGAGGAUGGCAAGGUAGUGAGUCAGCAGCGCUCUGUGGUGCGUACCAACUGCAUGGACUGUCUCGACCGAACCAACGUAGUGCAGGGUACCUUGGCGCGUUGGAUCCUCAACGAGCAGCUGCGAUCCAUUGGCAUUCUCUCGGGCGGCGAUCAGGUCGAGACCAAGAACGAGUUUAUGCAUGUCUACCGCAACGUUUGGGCUGACCACGCCGAUGUCAUCUCGAAGGCGUACAGCGGCACUGGUGCGCUCAAGACCGACUUUACGCGUACGGGCAAGCGUUCCAAGGAGGGGGCAUUGCAAGACGGUAUCAAUUCGGUCACGCGCUACAUCAAGAACAACUACUUUGAUGGUGCGCGACAGGAUGCCUACGACCUCUUCACGGGCGCUUGGGAGCCGUCGAAAGGGUUGCCGACUCCUGACCAACGUGCAUUGCUGGUGCGUUCCAUGCCUUGGGUGUUCCUGUUUGCGAUCAGCAUGGUGUUGGCCAGCUUGGUACUCCCGCGUCACACGGCGGCACAGACUAUCGGCUCGGUGGGAGGUGCAAACGCGGGAGAUGCGCUCCAGCAGUCUGCAUUGUCUCACGUCUACUUCUUUACCCUCUGGUUGGUGGUGGCUAUUGGCAGUGCACAGUUCAUGGUCUCGAGGGGCCUGGAUUAUGUUGCGUGGCCAACGCUUAACCGACCCGACGAGACAAUCUUCUAUGAUGGACCCGGUUUCAGGUCUGGUACCAAGGGUCGUACUGGUGUCAUCAAUCCGUUGAAGGCGCGCAAGUCGCACAACGGCGGUGUCAACGUUGUAGCUAGCAAUGCUGGAAGGAGAGGCGAGGCUUACUCGGUGUCGUCGUGA
Messenger RNA from Mycosarcoma maydis (corn smut), 2019 nucleotides. RefSeq names its product putative phosphatidylinositol-3-phosphatase. The transcript has a single exon. Lineage: Eukaryota; Fungi; Basidiomycota; Ustilaginomycetes; Ustilaginales. Gene Ontology annotation, molecular function: phosphatidylinositol-4-phosphate phosphatase activity. The record is from RefSeq and is a predicted model, not a curated record. Bases 1 to 2019 code for a protein of 672 amino acids. Gene Ontology annotation, cellular component: endoplasmic reticulum. Gene Ontology annotation, biological process: phosphatidylinositol dephosphorylation.